This is a messenger RNA of Phytophthora infestans T30-4, 1036 nucleotides long. Its product is annotated as peptidyl-tRNA hydrolase, putative. Gene Ontology annotation, molecular function: peptidyl-tRNA hydrolase activity. The record is from RefSeq and is a predicted model, not a curated record. The transcript is spliced from 3 exons. Bases 1 to 963 code for a protein of 320 amino acids. Lineage: Eukaryota; Oomycota; Peronosporomycetes; Peronosporales; Peronosporaceae.
AUGCUGCGUCUACCGGUGCGAGUUCCUCUACGCCAACGCGGAAACCUGCUGAUAUCUGCCUUCUCCAGCUCAGACGCUAGCUUAAGCAACGAUGAAGCUAAUGAGAAGACUGCACCUUCGGCUUCCCCACCCAAGUACGAUCACGUCCGGAAACUGAUCGUGGGGCUCGGCAACCCUGGCAACAAGUAUACAAACACAAGACACAACAUUGGUUUUGCUGCAAUGAGGCACUUCCUCGAGACGUACGCAUCACAAGUGACGGGCAAGAACCUGGAGCUACAGCAUGAAGCAGGCAACCACGGCGACGUCGCCCGGUUCCGCGUUGCAUUCCAACAGAAUGCAGCUGACAAGGACUACAGUUUCCCUAUCGACGACUUGGUGAACCGCUCAUCGAAGCGUGCCAAGGAGCGGACUUUAAAGGAAGGCGUUCCACAUGAAGAAGUAAAUGUCGCGAUGCUGCUGCCGACGACGUACAUGAAUUGCUCUGGCACUGCCGUUCGGGCCUUUAUGCAGUCACAUCGCUGGCGACUCAAAAAGAACCCGCUGUCUCUGAAUCGACAGGACGAGUUGCUUGUGGUCACCGACGACGUAGCGCUGCCAUUCGGCGAGUGCCGCUUCAAGGCGAAAGGAGGUCCUGGCGGUCAGAACGGCGUGCGUGAUAUCAUCAAGUGCACAGGUUCUGAACGCUUCGCUCGCCUCCGCAUUGGUGUGGGUGCACCCUACUGGUUUGCGGGAGGUAACAGUGGCGCUCCGUCAGGAACGGCGAUGGACAAGUACGUGCUUGGACGCUUCAAUGGCGACGAGCAGAAUGCUAUGCCCGACUUACUACGCUACACGAACGAACUGUUGCGGUUGUAUCUGCACCGAGGCGUAGCGCAGGCCACCACGUACGCUAAUAGCAUGGACUUGCAGCGCUACUUGAAGCAGUAUGGCGCGUCAGCAAAGGGGCGUCACCGGCAAUAGACUAAGUACCGGUAUCAUUACCGGAAUCCAAAACUCGUGUGCCUGAAUAGAGAAUACAUGUAUUUUAUAUAAA